CAAUCGGUGGCGGAUGGAAUUUAUAGUGGGUGGUCACAGCUUGGUGCCCAUUGCUAAAGAGGGGCAUCUUCUUAGCUUAAUUUUGUAAUCCCCUCUCCCCUACUCAAUAUCAUAGAUCCAUCCAAGGGCAUAAGUCAAGUCGAGCCAGCUUUGCCCUCGUACAAGCUUUCCUAGCCUAGACGGACCAAAUCAAGUUCAUUCCCUUGUGAGUUAACGACUUGCUACGAUGGCAUUUCCACAGUCUUCUGGAUGCAAAAUUCUUUACCAUCGUUUGAUGCUCCCAGACUGGCUCCGUAAGAAUGCAAAAUGGGAAUGCGCUUGUGGAGGAGACGAGUUAAACCUGACAAUCGAGCCAGAUAAUUCCGACUGGGAUAACAUUUUCCGUGUUAAACUCUUGCCACAAGGACAACUUACAGACGACGCUGAUAUCACCGUCAAGAUGGUUUGUGGUGUCAUUCUUCCUGAGCCACAGAAACCACGCGAUCCCAUGUCUUUCAUGAUUUCAGAUGGUUCAUUUUCUGUAGGGAUUCAGCUCCUCGACCCCAACCACGACUAUGCCAAGUCAGGGCCUUACAAAGCUGUUGAAGGUACUUCAAGAAGAAAACGGUUGACAAACCCAAAUACCAACGUGGUUACUUCUCAAGACCUCGUCACAACUAGCAGCAAAAACAACCCUGAUCAGUUUGAGAUUACCUUCAAACCGAGCGAGUUCUUCGGAUCUGCUUACUGUGCUAUUGAUGACGGGCACAAACUGGUGGCGCAGUACUCUGAUACGCUUAGACUGUCAAAGGGACUAACCUUCGAGUUGUACCGGUUCAAGAGCGUGGAGAGGUAUACCAUCAACUACGUGGAAAUUACAAUCAUCCAAGAUUCUCCCAAUAUUGACUGAAAAGAAAUGCAAUUUCAUUCUUUCAGUGACUAGCUAGCUUCAAAACUGCCCAUGAUGAUUUGGACUCUUGUUAAAUGUAAAAAUAAAUGUAGUUUUUCUUUAGUUAAGUAAUUUGGUAAAACGAUGUUAUUUACUGAUUCCUUUG
Actinia tenebrosa (Australian red waratah sea anemone) is the source of this 1034-nucleotide messenger RNA. RefSeq lists its product as uncharacterized. NCBI's taxonomy places the organism in Eukaryota, Metazoa, Cnidaria, Anthozoa, Actiniaria, Actiniidae. The record is from RefSeq and is a predicted model, not a curated record.